GAAGACAGUCGGUGCGCUGGUGGUUAUGCUCUGGCUGUGCAUGGUCACCCUUGGCAGCGGCUCAGAACGCUGUGAUGACUGGGGUGUGGACACCAUGAAGCAGAUCCAGAUCUAUGAUGGGGAACCUGCCAAGAUCAAAUGCCCGCUUUUUGAGACCUUCUUGAAGUACAACUACAGCACAGCACAUUCUGCUGGCUUAACCCUGAUCUGGUACAGGAUCGGGCAGGACCGGGAUCUGGAGGAGCCCAUUAAUUUUCGUCUCCCAGACAAUCACAUCAGUAAGGAGAAAGACACCCUUUGGUUCUGGCCUGCUCUUCAAAAUGACACUGGGAAUUAUACGUGCAUGCUCAGAAAUACAACGUACUGCAGCAAAGUUGCAUUUCCUUUGGAGGUUGUUCCGAAAGACGAGCACUCUUGUGUGAGCCAGUCAGUAAAACCCACUGAGGAGAUGUUCUACUUGGAGCACGCCAAUGAGAAGAUCAUAUGUCCAGAUAUUGAUGGGUUUUACCCUCCUAGUGUAACACCAACUGUCAAGUGGUACUUGAACUGCAACUUGGUGGAUGGCUUCUAUGAGCGAUACACCCAAGGGCCCAGGCUUGUCAUUGGCAUUGUUCGCAGUGCAUAUAAAGGGAAUUACACUUGUAUUGUGACAUUCAAGGACCACGGAAGAACCUAUAAUCUCACCAGAACCAUAGAGAUGAAGGUGGUGGGAUCUCCGAACAAGGCCUUGCCACCACAAUUCACCUCUCCAAAUGAGAAGGUUGUCUACGAACUGGAAGCAGGAGAUGACCUUGUUCUGCCCUGUGAGGUCUUCUUCACCUUCCUGAAGGACUCCCGAACUGAGGUGUGGUGGACCAUAGAUGGGAAAAACACAGAUGACAUCAUGGACUCCAAGAUAAAAGUCACACAAAGUGAAAUUGCUAGAGAUUUUGAAGACAAAACUGUCAUAAGGACUCUAACAGUUGCAAAAGCCACACCAGAGGACUUGAAACGGAAUUAUACUUGCUAUGCCAGAAACGCCAAAGGCGAGGACCGUAGCCAGGCCAUAGUGCGCAUGAAAGUUGUGGCACCGAAGUACACCGUGGAGCUGGCCUGUGGACUGGGGGCAACCAUCCUGCUCAUUGUGGUGCUGAUAGUCAUCUAUCACGUUUAUUGGCUUGAAAUGGUCCUCUUCUAUCGGGCUCACUUUGGAACAGAUGAAACCAUUCUAGACGGGAAGGAGUAUGAUGUGUACGUGUCCUACGCACGCAACGCAGAGGAGGAGGAAUUUGUGCUGCUGACGCUGCGGGGAGUCUUGGAGAAUGAGUUUGGGUACAAGCUGUGUAUCUUCGACAGAGACAGCCUCCCUGGGGGAAUUGUCACAGACGAAACCCUGAGCUUCAUCCAGAAAAGCCGACGUCUGCUUGUUGUCCUGAGCCCCAACUACGUCUUGCAGGGAACACAGGCCCUGCUGGAGCUCAAGGCUGGUCUAGAGAAUAUGGCCUCCAAGGGCAACAUCAAAGUCAUUCUAGUGCAGUACAAAGCCAUCAAGAAGAGCAAAGUGAAGGAGCUGAAGCAGGCCAAGACGGCCUUGACUGUCAUUAAAUGGAAAGGCGAGAAAUCCAAGUUCCCAAAGGGCAGGUUCUGGAAGCAGCUGCAGGUGGAAAUGCCAGUGAAAAAAAUUAACAGGAGCUUGAGCCUUGAUGGGCUCAUACGUAUCCCUGAAAAAUGUUUGACACCAUCAGAAAACAAAACAAAACAAACCCCAAAAAUCCACGAGUUAGGCCAGGGAAUGGGAAGGAACUCGGGGUUUUUGCCAUGA
Molecule: messenger RNA, 1801 nt
Organism: Pelecanus crispus (Dalmatian pelican)
Lineage: Eukaryota; Metazoa; Chordata; Aves; Pelecaniformes; Pelecanidae
Source: RefSeq, a predicted model, not a curated record